Trypanosoma rangeli is the source of this 1792-nucleotide messenger RNA. Its product is annotated as trans-sialidase. Lineage: Eukaryota; Euglenozoa; Kinetoplastea; Trypanosomatida; Trypanosomatidae. The record is from RefSeq and is a predicted model, not a curated record. The transcript has a single exon. The annotation marks the transcript as partial.
AUGCCCCGGCACGUGUUUUUGUCUUCCGCGGUGCUGCUGCUGUUCCUCUUUGUGCCAUUGCUGGCGCGCGGCAGCAGUGAAGCUGCCAGCGCUGAAGGGACGGAGUCGAAGGAGGUUGAGCUCUUCAAACCGAGGGAGGAUGUGGUGCCCGCUGAUGGGGAAGAAGAGGGAAUAGAAGCACGCUACAAGAGCGCUUCCUCAUUUCAAGGUCAUUCCCUCGUUGAGGCGGAUGGUGUGAUGGUUGCACUUGCUCUGGCUGCCUACAACGAUGAUGGUAGAUACGGCACGUAUACUGACAUGUGGGCAAAGUGGCACCCGUACGGAGGCGGCAGUAAGAUGCCAAAAGACGCUGCAUGGGAUAAUCACUGGAAAACAGAGCUUGUGACUGAACCGUCUGCCGAAGAGGGCCGUGGUGGUCCACUGCUCAGCUCCAAGGCCGUGGUGAGGGGAAAUAAAAUAUUUGUUCUUGCGUCGAAUCCCACCGUUAUUACCAAUGGUGCUUCGGGGCUUGAAACUUACUGGGGCCUUGAGCUGAUUGUUGGUGAGGUUCGGAAGACCGCAGAGAAUGAUGUAAAUCAAGUCUCAUGGAAGAAGACCAGCUUGCCGAGGUCUACGCAUGAAGCGCCGAUGCAGCAGCAUUCGUGGGAGAGGCUGGGGGCUGUUGAUGGGUCCAGAGGGGUUGCAGUUGGGGGCAGUACGAUUGUUUUCCCUCUUUUGGCCACAAAACGAGCCUACGAGGGAAACGAAGGGGAGGGCAUAACCGCUUGCACCGUCAUUUACUCCGACGACAAUGGCGUGAGUUGGAAAUUUCCUGCGCAAGCUGCGAUCGCCAAUGACUGCGCUUUCGCCAGGCUUCUAGAGUGGGAGGGGAAACUCCUCAUGGUCACCGCGGCCCCUUUUUCUUCUUCGUGGCGGCCCAGGGUGUACGAAUCCGCUGACAAUGGGAAGACAUGGGCAGAGGCUAGCGGGCCACUCUCGCAUCUGUUGAGUGAAUCCAAUGUUUUUUCUGCGCGCAAUGGUCGCUUCGACCUUGUCACUACAACCAUUGAAGAGAAGACUGUGCUGCUGUGCACCGAAGUGGUGUUCAUUGACAAUAUACAAGGAGGCAUCAACCAACUGGGCGAUGUUCGCAGCGCAAUUCACGUGUGGCUCUCUGAUGGGGCUCGGAUAUAUGAUGUUGGGCCAAUAUCUGUUGAUGAUGCGGGAUUCUCCUUCAGCACGCUGUUGCACGCAAAGGAUGGGUUGUUUGCCCUCUACUCGAAGGAAGGGGAGCAUGAAAUGCCAGGCAGUUUUGUUUUUAAGCCGCUCACGGAGCAGCUGCGUCACAUCAAGACCGUAUUGAGUAAAUGGAAAGAAGUUGAUGACAGGGUCUCAAAGCUUUGCGGCUCCACCACCACCGCUGCAAUGAAGGAUGGCGCAGAAGGUGCUGGCUGUGUCGGUCCUCUGCCAACGGCCGGGCUGAUUGGAUUUUUGUCCAACAACGCCAGCGAUACUCACUGGAAUGACGAGUACUUUGGGGUGGGCGCCACGGUGCCUACGGGGACGAAGAAGGUUGAGAAUGGCUUCCAGCUGGCAGGGCACGGCGCACGGAUUGCGUGGCCGGUGGGCAGACAAGGACCCAAUUCAGUGCGCAGUUAUGUGGGUGAGGAGCUGACGCUUGUGGCGACGGUGAUCAUUGACAAGGUUCCCACGGCCGCCACCCCGUUGCUGGGCGUGAGCACGGUCGGUGACCCCAACGGGAAGUAUCUGGGGCUGUGGUACGACGAGCGUCGGCACUGGAAGACGAGGUUCG